Molecule: messenger RNA, 5194 nt
Organism: Sinocyclocheilus grahami
Lineage: Eukaryota; Metazoa; Chordata; Actinopteri; Cypriniformes; Cyprinidae
Product: peroxidasin
Exons: 23
Coding region: 9-4517 (1502 amino acids)
Biological process (GO): response to oxidative stress
Molecular function (GO): peroxidase activity; protein binding; heme binding
Source: RefSeq, a predicted model, not a curated record
GGUCUUGCAUGCCGCACACGGGCUGUAACACUGCCCUACUUCCCACUGGAUUCCUGCACACCGCUCUCACGGCGCACUGGCUGGUCAUGGCGUUGCGGACUGUCCGAAACGUACCCUGUGUUUUAAGUGUACUCGGCGUGUUGCUCCUCAGCAGUGGCCCAUCCCGAGUCUUCUCAUGUCCGAGCCGCUGUUUAUGUUUCCGUACCACUGUCAGAUGCAUGCAUUUAAACCUGGAAUCAGUGCCCGCUGUUCUUCCUCAGACAACAAUCCUAGAUCUAAGAUUCAACAAAAUCAAGGAUUUACAGCCAGCCUCCUUCAGACGACUAAAAAACCUCAAUACACUCCUUUUAAAUAACAACCAUAUUAGAAGAAUCCCAAGAGGAGCCUUUGAAGAUUUGGAAAACUUAAAAUAUCUCUAUUUGUACAAGAAUGAAAUCCAGGCGAUAGACAGAGAAGCUUUUAAGGGGCUCGUCUCUCUAGAACAACUAUACCUGCACUUCAACAACAUUGAGUCUUUGGAGCCGGAGUCUUUCUCUCAUCUGCCCAAGCUUGAGCGGUUGUUUCUGCACAACAACAGAAUUACUCAUCUUGCAUUAGGAACCUUCUCCCACCUGCAGUCUAUGAAGAGACUGCGCCUCGACUCAAACUCACUGCACUGUGACUGUGAACUGCUGUGGUUGGCCGAUCUGUUGAAGCAGUACGCAGAGUCCGGCAACGCUCAAGCCGCAGCUACAUGCGACUAUCCCAGCCGCUUGCAGGGACGCUCGGUCGCAACUCUCACUGCAGAGGAGCUCAACUGUGAAGUUCCCCGGAUCACAUCUGAGCCGCAGGAUGUUGACGUAACCUCUGGGAACACUGUGUACUUCACAUGCAGGGCAGAGGGCAACCCCAAACCUCAGAUCAUCUGGCUCAGAAACAACAAUGCUCUGAACAUGAGGGACGACACACGUCUCAAUCUUUUGGAAGAUGGGACCCUGAUGAUCCAGGACACACGAGAAACAGACCAGGGAGUUUAUCAGUGCAUGGCCAAAAACGUGGCUGGAGAGGUGAAGACCUCAGAGGUCACCUUGCGAUACUUCAGAUCACCAUCUCGACCUAGUUUCGUGAUCCAGCCGCAGAAUACAGAGGUUCUGGUCGGGGAGAGCGUGACCCUGGAGUGCAGUGCGACGGGCCAGCCGCAGCCCCGCGUGACCUGGACCAAAGGAGACCACACAGCCCUCCCAGUGGACCCCCGCAUCAACAUCACUCCUUCAGGAGGUCUCUACAUCCAGAACGUCAAUCAGGCCGAUGGGGGACAGUACACCUGCUUCGCAAGCAACAACGUGGACACCAUCCACGCCACUGCGUAUAUUAUAGUACAGGCUCGUCCUCAGUUCACAGUGACCCCUCAGGACCAGUCUGUGCUGGAGGGUCUUACAGUUGACUUUCGUUGCGAGGCCAGCGGCUACCCUCAGCCUGUCAUAGCAUGGACUCGCGGCGGCAGCCCCCUGCCUAAUGACAGACGGCACGUUGUUCUCUCAUCGGGAAGCUUGCGCAUCAGCCGCGUGGCCCUUCAUGACCAGGGCCAGUACGAGUGCCAGGCGGUCAGUCCUGUUGGCACUGCCCGAGCAGCUGUUCAUCUCAACAUCCUGCAACCCAUAACGCCUGUUUUCACGAGCGCUCCAAGGGAUACGACUGUGGAGUCUGGAUCAGAUGUCCAGAUUCCGUGCAGCGCGCAGGGUGAGCCCACACCUAUCAUCACAUGGAGCAAGGAUGGAGUCCAGAUUACAGAGAGUGGGAAGUUUCAUAUCAAUCCAGAUGGCUAUCUGGAAGUGCAAGACGUGGGGCUUGCCGAUGGGGGACGAUAUGAGUGUGUAGCCCGCAACUCCAUUGGAUAUUCCUCAUCUAGUAUGGUGCUAACAGUGCAAGUCCCGCAGGUGAGCAGGGAGGGUGAUCCGUUUGUCUCGACGUCUCUUGAAGAGGCCAUUCGGAGCAUAAACAGCGCAAUAGACUCCACCAGGAGGCAGCUCUUUGACGGAUCUCCUCGUACCCCUGGUGAGCUUCUGGCUUUGUUUCGUUACCCCCGGGACCCCUACACAGUGGAGCAGGCCAGAGCUGGAGAGAUUUUUGAGCAGACCCUACUUCUCAUCCAGAGGCAUGUCAACCAGGGCCUCAUGGUGGACACUAAUGGAACAGCCUACCGCUACAAUGACUUGGUGUCACCGCAUUUUCUGGAUAUGAUAGCUAACCUGUCUGGCUGCACGGCUCAUCGACGCUUCAACAAUUGCUCGGAUAUCUGCUUCCACCAGAAGUAUCGCACCCAUGAUGGCACUUGCAACAACCUGCAGCACCCCAUGUGGGGAGCCUCGCUCACUGCCUUCGAACGCUUGCUAAAGCCCGUCUACGACAAUGGCUUUAAUCUCCCACGUGGUGCCACUGAGCGAAGGCACAAUGGCUUCCCUCUGCCACUUCCACGUCUGGUCUCCACCACCAUGAUCGGAACAGAGACCAUCACCCCAGAUGAUCGCUACACACACAUGCUUAUGCAGUGGGGCCAGUUCCUUGACCACGACCUGGAUUCAACUGUCGUAUCCCUCAGCCAGUCUCGUUUCUCCGAUGGACAGUUGUGCACCUCGGUGUGCACCAAUGACCCACCUUGCUUUCCCAUCAUGUUCCCACCGGACGAUCCACGGCAGCAGCGCAACGGAGCACGUUGCAUGUUUUUUGUGCGCUCUAGUCCCGUUUGCGGCAGUGGAAUGACCUCUCUGCUUAUGAACUCUGUGUAUCCACGUGAGCAGAUGAACCAGCUCACCUCCUACAUCGAUGCUUCCAAUGUUUACGGCAGCUCACAGCAUGAGGCAGAAGAGAUCCGUGACUCGGCCAGCCAUCGGGGCAUGUUGCGGCAGGGUAUUGUGCAACGCACCGGCAAGCCAUUGCUCCCCUUUGCAACUGGCCCACCAACAGAAUGCAUGCGGGACGAAAACGAAAGUCCCAUUCCUUGCUUCCUAGCUGGGGACCAUCGUGCCAAUGAGCAGCUUGGGUUGACGGCUAUGCACACGGUUUGGUUCCGUGAACAUAACCGCAUAGCCAGCGAGUUGCUACGUCUCAACCCCCAUUGGGAUGGCGACACCAUUUACCAUGAGGCACGGAAGAUAGUUGGAGCCCAAAUGCAGCAUAUAACCUACAGCCAUUGGUUGCCCAAAAUACUGGGUGAGGCUGGCAUGAGGCUACUGGGUGACUAUAAUGGCUAUAAUCCCAAUAUUAAUGCUGGCAUCCUCAACGCUUUUGCAACUGCUGCCUACCGCUUUGGCCAUACGCUCAUUAACCCCAUUCUGUACCGGCUCAAUGAAAACUUUCAGCCCAUCCAGCAAGGACAUAUCUCACUGCAUAAGGCUUUUUUCUCACCCUUCCGUAUUGUGAACGAAGGAGGCAUCGAUCCUUUGCUCCGUGGCUUGUUUGGAGUGGCAGGAAAAAUGCGCGUGUCCACUCAACUGCUUAACACCGAACUUACUGAACGGCUUUUCUCGAUGGCGCAUUCAGUGGCACUCGACCUUGCUGCCAUGAAUAUCCAAAGGGGGCGUGACCACGGUAUACCCCCUUACAAUGACUAUCGGGUGUUCUGCAACCUGACGUCCGCGCAGACAUUUGAUGACCUGAGGAAUGAGAUUCAGAAUCCCAGUGUGCGAGAGAAGCUUCAAAGGCUGUAUGGCACACCUCAGAAUAUUGACCUGUUUCCUGCUCUGAUGGCUGAAGAGCUGGUGCCUGGCAGCAGACUGGGACCGACCCUCAUGUGUUUACUGGCAGCCCAGUUCAAGCGUCUCAGAGAUGGUGACCGGUUUUGGUAUGAGAACCCUGGCUCCUUUAGCCCUGCUCAGUUGACCCAGCUGAAGCAGACGUCUCUCGCCCGGGUGUUGUGUGACAAUAGCGACAACAUCACCCGAAUCCAGUCAGAUGUCUUUAGCGUGGCUAAAUUCCCUCACAGUUAUGGAAGCUGUGAUGAUGUACCUAAGAUUGACCUACGUAUGUGGCAGGACUGCUGUGAAGACUGCCGUACUAAAGGUCAGUUCAACGCCCUGUCAUACCACUUCAGAGGCCGCAGGUCAGCAGAGCACAGCUACGCAGAGGAGAAACCUGCCAGCAACCUCACGGGCAACAGCAGCACUUUGGAAGAAGCUCUAACUGCAGUAAACAUAACUGUAUCACCAAAAUCAAAAAAUGAACCCUCCAUUAAGGAUUUCCAAGACUUUGUUGCUGACAUGCAGAAAACUAUCACAAGUUUACGAAAACAGAUAAAAAGACUUGAAGGCCGUCUGAGCAGGACAGACUGUGCAGAUGAGGACGGGAGAGAGCGAGUAGAUGGAGAGAGUUGGAAGAAGAACCCCUGCACCACCUGUCAGUGUCAUGAGGCCCAGGUGACGUGUUUUGUGGAAAAGUGUCCGCAGACAGCAUGUCUGAAGCCAGUGACGCCCAAAGGCUCGUGCUGCCCCGUGUGCCUCAACCAGCCGUCACAACCGCAGGAUAACGAGCACCACGUAUAACCUCAGGACACUUAACCAAUUAGACCUUGAGCUCAUGCCUCCAUUUGUUUGAUAGUUGCAUUUCAGGGUUUUUUGUUGUUUGUCAUGUAUUUUUUUUGCAUAUCCUCAGAUGCCCUCUACGAAGAACCAAAAAUACACUGCCUUAAAAAGUGUCUAAACAGAUGAAUGUGGGGCCCUGUUUUCCUCCUCAGGCAUGUUAACCGGGAGACGACUACCCAAAGUGUUCAUUUACGAGACCGAGGAUGGGCGACUCCUGCAGAGUUCAGCUCUUAUCACUAGUCAAACUCACCAAACCAAAGUCUUCAGGAUUCCUUGAAAAUUACUGUACAGUCAGUUGCGCUCAAAAAAGACGAAAAAAAAUGUAGGCUUAAAUGUUAUGUAUAUUUAUGUAUUUGAAUUGCAUGUUAAAUUUCUGUACGGUUGGAUUACACCGUUUUAACAUCAACUAAUAGAGAAUGCAAUGCAUAUUUGUCAGUUAUGCAUCAGUGAAACUGGUAAGAUUUCUAAAGUGAAUGUUUUAAAUGCACAAUAACCAGGUAUAUAUAUAUUUACCAUCAGUACAUUUAAUUUGUUUCAAUCGCAUACAUUUAAACUAAAUGAUGAUUGCUUGUUCCAGAGCUAGUCAUAUUUUAACCAUUAACAAAUUACGUUUUCACAGUUAAAACAGAUGUAUGCUG